AUGAAUUUUUCUGUUGCAAACAAUCAUCUAAGGCAAUAUGAUGACCAAAGUUUUGUUGACUUCACCCCAGGAUCUGUAACAAGGAAAGGAGAUAGCCUUGCCAUGAUCUUCAUCAUUGUUGCUGUUUUUGUCCUCUUGGCUAUUGUCAUCAUUGUAACAGUACAUUAUGGUCCACAACUACGUGCAAUCCAGAUCACUCUGUACCAUGAACCUAUGCCACAGGACUUGGAUAAUGGGAUCCAAUUAAUAUACUGGAGGAAACAAGGUUUGCACAGAAAAUGCAGCUUGCAAUCUGCUCUGACACUGGAAAAUGACCACGCUUCUGGCCUGAACACUCAGUGUGGAAGAGAAGAGCCAAAUAUUAUAGAGAUCACUUACCUGUGA
Molecule: messenger RNA, 384 nt
Organism: Rhineura floridana
Lineage: Eukaryota; Metazoa; Chordata; Lepidosauria; Squamata; Rhineuridae
Gene: SMIM33
Product: small integral membrane protein 33
Exons: 1
Coding region: 1-384 (127 amino acids)
Source: RefSeq, a predicted model, not a curated record